GAACUUUGCAUAUAAAAGAGGCUCAAAAUCUCACACGGGUCUGUUGACCGUAUAGACAAUUAUAACACACGUUUCACGACGUGUAAUAAAAGCAAAAGGCUAUUUGGGUUUCCAAUCCCCACCAUUUUAUCCCACCACUAGUCCACUAUAUAUAUUAAACGCUGACACCACCAUCUUAUUCAACUUUCUGCAACAAAAGAAAGUUAAAAGGCCAGUAAGGACUCCCCAAGCCGCCACUAAGAAGAAUCUACCACCAAAAAUGGCCUCCUCCUCUCUAGCUUUGCCUACCCUCCAACCACAAUUUCGGUCGAGUCAAAAAUCUUUUAAGCCAUGUAACCGUCGUGUUAUUCUCCAUCCGAUCUCUGCUUCGGUUUCGGAAAAACCAAAAGUACCGGCUCCAGCACCAACGGUCGGUCAAAACGAACCCUCCAAGCUACCCAUACGUGAAAUCCCAGGAGACUAUGGUCUCCCAUUUAUCGGUCCUCUCAAGGAUCGCCUUGACUACUUCUACAAUCAAGGGAGAGAUGAAUACUUCAAAUCCCGCAGCCAAAAAUACCAGUCCACGGUUUUCAGAGCCAACAUGCCUCCUGGUCCUUUCGUUUCUCCCAACCCACGAGUCAUAGUUUUACUUGACGGGAAGAGCUUUCCGGUUCUCUUCGAUGUCUCUAAGGUCGAGAAGAAGGACCUUUUUACAGGCACUUUCAUGCCUAGCACCGAACUCACCGGCGGAUACCGAAUCCUCUCUUAUCUAGAUCCAUCGGAGCCCAAUCACAGCAAGCUCAAGCGCUUGGUGUUCUUCCUCCUCCAGUCUCGUCGUGACAAGGUGAUACCAGAGUUCAAUUCCACCUACACAGAGCUUUUUGAGACCCUUGAAACCGAGCUCGCAUCCAAAGGGAAAGCCGACUUCGGUGACGCAAACGAUCAGGCUGCCUUCAACUUUCUAGCUCGGUCUUUAUACGGGACGAACCCGAAAGAUACGAAACUGGGAUCGGACGGCCCAAAGUUGGUCCAGACAUGGGUUCUACUCCAGUUGGGUCCAAUCCUCGUUCUCGGCCUCCCGAAACUUCUAGAGGAACUUCUCAUUCACACCUUCCCUCUUCCACCAUUCCUGGUGAAAUCCGGUUACCAGAGGCUCUACGACUUCUUCUAUCAAUCUUCGGGUUUCGUUUUGGACGAAGCUGAGAGAUUGGGCGUCUCCAGAGAAGAAGCUUGCCACAACUUGCUAUUUGCCACGUGUUUCAACUCUUUUGGAGGCAUGAAGAUCUUCUUCCCAAACAUUCUGAAAUGGAUUGGGCGUGCAGGAGUCAAACUGCACGCCCAGCUGGCGGAAGAGAUCAGAUCCGUGAUCAGAUCCAACGGUGGGAAGGUGACGAUGGCGGGGCUGGAACAGAUGCCGCUGAUGAAAUCGGUUGUUUACGAAGCGUUCAGAAUGGAACCGCCAGUGCCUUUACAGUACGGCAGAGCGAAAAGGGACCUGGUGAUCGAGAGCCACGACGCCGCUUUUAAGGUGAAAGAGGGUGAGCUGAUUUUCGGGUUCCAACCCUUCGCCACCAAGGAUCCGAAAAUAUUCGACCGACCCGAAGAGUUCGUACCGGAUCGAUUCGUUGGGGAGGGUGAGAGGCUAUUGAAGCACGUGCUCUGGUCAAACGGACCCGAGACUGAGAAUCCAACGCUAGAGAACAAGCAGUGUGCAGGGAAGGAUUUCGUGGUCCUGUUUUCGAGGCUUUUCGUCGUGGAGCUCUUUCGCCGAUACGAUUCGUUUGAGAUCGAAGUGGGUUCGUCGGCGUUGGGUGCUGCUAUUACUCUAACCUCUCUCAAAAGGGCAACUUUCUGAGCCAAUUUUUUAUCUUCUUUUUUUCUUUUUCUUUUUUUUUUGUUUUUUUUAAUAUUUCGGCUGUAAAACCCUGCUGUUGCUUCUUGUUUCUCUUUCUUUUUUCCCCCUCAUGGGAAUUUGGAAGGGGAAAUUUCUGGUUAGUUCAGGAGGUAAAUAGUGAAAUUCAAAUGUUUAGGCUCAAUAGUUCAUUGGGUUAUGAUAUGUAGUGGAGGGUGGGGUUAUGGCCUUUUUCGUUUUGUUUUUUUGUUUUUGAAAUGAAUAUUCGUUGUGACA
Ziziphus jujuba (common jujube) is the source of this 2107-nucleotide messenger RNA. RefSeq names its product allene oxide synthase 1, chloroplastic. The coding region runs from base 260 to 1834 and encodes 524 amino acids. Gene Ontology annotation, cellular component: chloroplast envelope; chloroplast thylakoid membrane. Lineage: Eukaryota; Viridiplantae; Streptophyta; Magnoliopsida; Rosales; Rhamnaceae. The transcript has a single exon. The record is from RefSeq and is a predicted model, not a curated record. Gene Ontology annotation, biological process: sterol metabolic process; jasmonic acid biosynthetic process. Gene Ontology annotation, molecular function: heme binding; monooxygenase activity; oxidoreductase activity, acting on paired donors, with incorporation or reduction of molecular oxygen.